Messenger RNA from Symbiodinium natans, 642 nucleotides. NCBI's taxonomy places the organism in Eukaryota, Dinophyceae, Suessiales, Symbiodiniaceae. The record is from the annotation of a GenBank genome assembly.
AUGGCAAAGUGCCACGGUCAUAGCAGCGAUAUCACGAUAACGGCGUAUCGGCUCAUCCUCGACAAGCAGCUGAUGAGAGGCUGUGCACUGUCCUUGCAGUCGCUGGCUGAAGCCUUCAGAGACCCGGUGACAACGAAGAACUCAAGCGCCCCGGCGGUUUUCCUGGCGCUCGCCGCGAUCCUUGUGUCGCCUGGAGCCGCGGAAAUCUUCGGUUCUUUCAACAGCUCAGGCCUCACUGGCAUCCUCGAGGCCGUCAAGCAGCAGGUCGUGUCGCUGCUUGUGGCCGUGCUCGACCCCUCCUUGAAAGCCUCACUGCCCCCAGCACUGAUCUCCACGUUCAAGGACGAGAAGAUGGCGAAGAGCAUCGUCGUCAUGAUGGACCACAUGAUGGCAGAUCCCGAGUUCGUGGAGGUCCUAAAGAACUUCAUCAACACGUCGAUGACGAAUGAGGCGCUGCUGGGCAGUUUGAAGAAGGUGAUGCAGGAGGCGCUGGCCGACAGCCAUCUCUACAAGUCGGCCAUGCACGGGGUCGCGAGCAGCUUGAAUCCACUUCACAGCGAUACUCUCACUGCUAUGAAGAACACGCUCUUGGGCCGCAGCGAAAAGGAGGUGGAAGAAGAGGAGAAGCAUGAGUCUCUGUAG